Messenger RNA from Ricinus communis (castor bean), 2561 nucleotides. RefSeq names its product SWR1 complex subunit 2. The record is from RefSeq and is a predicted model, not a curated record. NCBI's taxonomy places the organism in Eukaryota, Viridiplantae, Streptophyta, Magnoliopsida, Malpighiales, Euphorbiaceae. The transcript is spliced from 8 exons. Gene Ontology annotation, cellular component: Ino80 complex. The coding region runs from base 464 to 2104 and encodes 546 amino acids. Gene Ontology annotation, biological process: chromatin remodeling.
UAAAAGAAGCUGCUUCAUUACCCGUCCAACAGCAAGAUGGUAGCCGAGAGGAGAAGAUAGGGUGCAAAGGUGGGUGACCCAAGAAAAAAGAACAAAAAAAGGACUGGCGGGUUUUGAUGUAGAAACAAAGAAAAAAAAGAAAAGAUGAUGUUUUUGGAAUUAGAUCACUUUGCAACAGGUCUUUUGCAUCUACGCCACUCUUCUCCUCUUAUACCCUUAUUAGCACCUCCCAUCAUCAUCAUAAUCGAUUUAUUCCAGACCCACCACCACCUCCUUAUUUCUUUGGCAUCGAAUCACGCUCCUCCACCUGGCUAAUUAAUUUUACUCACCCGUAUCACUUUGUCCAUACCUUUUUACGGCACCAUUUCAGUCUUGAUUAUUGGUUUUAGAGGCUGAUUUAGGGUUUUGAGACUUUCUGGUUGCAACCCCAGAAGAGGGAUCUGCUUUAAGUCCAUUUAGCACUAUGGAGGGUUUUGGAUUUAGUGAUGCAAGCAGUGCCGUGAGGAAGAGGAGGAGUAACACAUCACGUCGGCCUCGGAAUGACUCACAGCUGCCUUCUGAUUACCAUGAAAUUUCAUCCUUAUCAUCUACACCUCCUUCAGACAGUAAUAUAAUGAAGCCUGAAGAUGGAGGAUUCGUAGAAUCUGAUGAAGCUUCCAACAAUGGUUCUUUUCGAGGCAGUAACGAGCAGAGGAAUAGUGGAGUUGAUUCUAGAAGAUGCAGUGAAGGUGUCCUUGCCCCAGCUAAUUGGAAAAAUACAAGCAGCUUGGGACAGUUUAGAGUUAUUUCAGAUGGAUUAGGAACUGAGAAUAAAGUGAAAAAGGUCAAGCUUAAGGUUAAUGGCAUUACACGUACUAUUAAUGCCAAGUCCACAUCUGAUGGUGCAUCUGCUGUCGGCUCUUCUUCUACAAGGUCUUCUCGGUUCCCAGAUUCUCAACAGAAAUCAAAUGAGGACAAUUUGGAUGAUAAUCCUUCAUUUUCUUCUGAUAAGGGAAGUGGUUUGCGAGGAGUCCCAUGGAAGGAUUUCUCUAGAAGUGGUUUAAAUGUUAGGACAGCAGACAGUUUGAGAGAUAGGAUGCCGGAUGAAAAUCUCCCUUCAAAACAAACAGACAAGUAUGAGCCAGUUCGUAAGAGCAAACGGGUCCCAAAGAAACGCUUGUUAGAUGGAGUCCUUGAUGAUGAAGAUGAGGAUGAUGAUGAGAUUCAAUACCUAGAGAAAGUCAAAACAUCAAAGAUUACUGCUGAUUAUGGUGCAGAAUAUGAGGACGAAGAGGAUGGAAAAAGUAGGAAGCAGAGGAAAAUAUCUAAGGUACUGAAAAGAGAUAUUGAUGGUCUAUAUGAUGCAUAUGGCGGAGAUCAUGGCUCAUCAAAAUUUGGCAAGGACGGUAAGAAGUCUAAAUCAGGGAGAGUAUUUGAAGAUACUGACUAUGUGGAAGAAGAAGAACUAGGGUCAGAUGGCGAGCCUACAGCUAAGAGGAAGAAACCGAGAAAAGAAUCAGUUUAUUUAAUGGGAGAAUCUAAAAAGGAAAUGACAGUUACCACACGUCAACGUGCACUUCAAACCGGCAAAGAUGUUCCUUCCAGUCUUGGUGCCAGUUUAAUUGAGUUCCCAAAUGGUUUGCCUCCAGCUCCUCCUAAAAAGAAAAAAGAGGAACUCACUGAAAUGGAGCAACAACUGAAGAGAGCCGAGGCUCUUCAGAGACGUAGAAUGCAAGUGGAGAAGGCAAAUAGAGAAUCAGAGGCUGAGGCAAUCAGAAAAAUACUGGGCCAAGAUUCCAGCAGGAAGAAGCGAGAAGAUAAAAUGAAGAAACGGCAAGAAGAAUUAGCACAGGAGAAGGCUGCAAAUGCUAUGAUACUUACAGCAGACCAUGUUAGAUGGGUCAUGGGCCCUUCAGGAACAGUUGUAACAUUUCCCAAUGAAAUGGGCUUGCCUAGUAUAUUUGACCCAAAGCCUUGCAGCUACCCUCCGCCACGCGAGAAGUGCGCAGGUCCAUCCUGUAGUAACCCAUACAAGUACCGGGAUUCAAAGUCGAAGCUCCCACUGUGUAGUCUCCAAUGCUACAAAGCAAUACAAGAAAAGAUGCGGACAGUUCCUGCAUGUUGAGACAGAGUUCAGUUGCUUCUGCAACCUGAAUAUACGAUGGCAAUCUUAUGUUACCACUACAUUGUCUAUGUAUUCCACGAUAACAGUAUAUGCCUAGAUAGUUCAUACAAUGAUGCACUAUGCAAAAUCUCAAGUUCUAGACUGUGGCAUCUGAAAUAUGGAAAAGUGUUGCUCUAUUAAUUUUGGAAGAUAGUGUUAGGAAUUCGACUGGACUUCAACUAUUUGUAUCUUUUUUUUUUUUUUUUUUGUUUUCUUCGUAAUCAUUUCUAUCUAAUUGGGGGAAGCAAAAGGUAUCUUGUCCUUAAUUACAUGUGAACUUAGCACUUAAUCUUAUGUAAAUGAAUGAUAAAUCUCUUCCAAUAACGUUAACAUUUAGGAAAGCAUUGGGCUAUAUCUGUAUUUUGUUUCUGGGAUAAUUAUAAAUAUUUGUUUUGAGGAUUGUACUAUUAUACACUUC